Messenger RNA from Cuscuta campestris, 1209 nucleotides. NCBI's taxonomy places the organism in Eukaryota, Viridiplantae, Streptophyta, Magnoliopsida, Solanales, Convolvulaceae. The record is from the annotation of a GenBank genome assembly.
GCUAAAUCUUUUAUUUGAUGCCAUAAUUCUCGUCGUCGCCGGAAAGUGUGGGAGAAACAACAACAACAACAGCGACGACGCCGCAGCCGGCCGGGAGGUGGUGGACAUGAAAUCCAAUAAUGUCUCCCCACCCGACAAGGAAAAGACGGCGGCGGCGGCGGAGGGCGUUUUAGGAUACCCCGCCCCCAAACAGCCCCUUAAUAAUCCUCCUCUUCCUCGUCAUCAUCACCAAUAUCCCCCGACGACCAAUAACCACCCUCUCCACGCCUACGCGCCGCCGCACCCCUACCCCGCCGCCGGCGGCCCCCACGGAGUAUAUCCCCCCAAUCAAUACCCUUCCCCCACGCCAAACCUUCCACAUCACCCCGGGUAUAAUAAUAAUUACACCUCCACCCCUCUUCGCUCCUCGCCGCCGCCGCCGCCGCACCUCCUGGAAUACGAGGCCCGCCGGAGCUUCGCAUUUGCGCGGGUGAUUCUCUGCCUCAUGGUUUUCUUGAUCCUCAUGACCUCCGUCAUGAGCCUCUUGACCUACAUUGUCUUCGGCUCCGACAUCCCCACCUUCGAAGUCGCCACGUUCGCCGUCCCGUCGUUCAACUUCACCGCCGCCGGGAAGAGCACCCUCACCGCCGCGUUCGAGGGCGGGGUCGCGGCGGAGAACCCGAACCACAAGCUCGACAUCACGUUCCAGCACGUGGAGGUCGGGGUGGGGUACCGCCAGCUGGCCGUCAUAGCCAAGAAGCAGAUUGAGCCGUUCGAGCUCAAGAGGGACGCCAGGAUGGUUUUGAAAACGGCGCCGCUUGCCACUCCGGCGGGGGGGUUCGGGGACGCCGGAGAGAUUUGGUUGAAGGAUAUGAAAAGUGAGUACGACCGGGACCGGAGCGUGACGUUUGACCUAAUGUUGACGGUGGUGGCGACGUUCAAGUCGGGGUCGUCAUGGAGCCGGCGGACAAUUUUUAAGGUUGUUUGCGCCGGCCUGAAGACGGAGUUUAAGGAUCCGGGCGGUGCCGGAGUUUGGGAUGGCGUUAAACCGGCGUGCAUGGUUUUCGGUUGAACCCACAAAAAAAAUACUUUUUUUGUGGUCAAAGUUUUAAGGUCAAAGUUUGUACAUUUGAUCUUGUUUCCUGAAUAGUGUAAAUUCUUCUAAUUUUAAGGUCAAAGUUUGUACAUUUGAUCUUGUUUUUUUGUUGAAAAUACAUUAAGUUGUAUUUC